Messenger RNA from Oreochromis niloticus (Nile tilapia), 999 nucleotides. RefSeq names its product microfibril-associated glycoprotein 4. Gene Ontology annotation, biological process: elastic fiber assembly. The record is from RefSeq and is a predicted model, not a curated record. The transcript has 5 exons. Lineage: Eukaryota; Metazoa; Chordata; Actinopteri; Cichliformes; Cichlidae. Bases 1 to 816 code for a protein of 271 amino acids.
AUGGGGACAGAGACACUACGGAGCCCGACGGUACUCAGAGAUCACGUUUUUGUUUCUGCUGGAAGUACAACGACCCCAAGAAAGCGCCCACCAACGAGCGCAUCAACCAGUCAGGACAGGGCGGGUCAUCACGUGCAGCCAGCACUAACAGAGUUACUGAUCCUGGUACUGGUACUUCACCUGAUAACAGUGCUUUGGCGAGAUGAUAACACUCAAUGCGGGUGGCCCAGAUUCUACAAACUGCACGUGUCUGGAAAUUUGUUUCUGGGCCAGAGGCUGGACCAUCAGCCCCACGAGGUGUUCCAGAGGAGGACGGACGGCUCGGUGAACUUCUACAGACCCUGGAGUCAAUACAAGAUGGGCUUUGGUAACCCUGCCAGAGAGUACUGGCUCGGCCUCGAGAGGCUCUUCCACCUCACUCUGAGGAAAAGGUACGAGCUGCUGGUCGACAUGGAGGACUUCAGUGGAAACAAGGCGUUUGCUCGUUACUCCUCGUUCUCCAUCGAUCCAGAGUCCUACGGAUACAGACUGCACGUGUCUGGAUUCAUUAACGGAGGGGCAGGAGACAGUCUGAGUGCUCACAACGGACAGAAGUUCUCCACGUUUGACAAAGACCAGGACAGCUCGUCAGGGAACUGUGCCAAAUUAUAUCUGGGUGCGUUCUGGUACAACAACUGUCACCAUGCAAACCCUAACGGGGUUUAUCGUUGGGGGGCUGAUGGGACUAUCCAUGGUGUUGGUGUGGAGUGGUCCAGAUGGAAGGGUUUUGACUACUCCCUGAAGACCAUCAGCAUGAAGAUCCGUCCUGUGCAGUAAAUCUGCAGAACUUGCAGAAUAUUAAGAAGUUCAAACUUUAUCAUUGUGUGGAUGUAAAUGAAGGAUUGGACAUGAAAAGGACUGACUGCAUCCAAACCUUCACACCAGGAAAGAAACUAGAGUGAGCAGCACAGCUCUGAACAUAAUAUUCAUCCUGAAAAUCACUUUUAUCUCAUUAAAAAU